UUGCCAAACUUUUUAAAAGGAUCUGCCUCCCGCUUUUGUUUUUAUUUUUUUGCCUUCCUCGUCACUCUCCCUCUCCUUCACCCCCCUCCUCUACCCAUCAUCCCAAUGGCAGACGAAAAAUCCCCUCUCGCCGACGACGGCUGGGUUCAGUCCUCUGCUCAACCCGGCGAAAUCGUCAACGACACUGGUGCUCAAGACGAUGACUUCGACGCCCGCGUCACCAACCUCGCCCGUCAGAUUUCCCAUCUUUCGACCUACUCGAGUCAGCACGGCCCCAGCCCGGACGGCCUCAACCCUUUCCUUGACUCCUCCGACGACCCUCGUCUCGACCCCUUCUCUGACAAGUUCUCGGCUUCCUUCUUCGUCGAGACCUUGCUCGAUAUCGGACGACGGGACCCCGGUGCUUAUCCCGUCCGUACGGCCGGUGUCUGCUUUCGUGACCUGUCUGCUUACGGAUAUGGUACCGGCUCUGACUACCAGAUGACCGUCGUCAACGCUAUACUCAAGAUUUCCUCAGCAAUCACUGAUAUCGUUGUCAAGCGCAACCGUCAGCGAAUUGACAUCCUCAGAAACUUUGAUGGUGUCCUCCAGCCCGGUGAGAUGCUUAUGGUCCUCGGUCGUCCUGGCUCUGGCUGCACCACCUUCCUCAAGACCAUCGCUACUGAUACCCAUGGUUUCUUCCUCGACGACACCAGCCACUUCAACUAUCAAGGUGUCCCCUACAACCUCAUGCGCUCGCAAUUCCGCGGUGAGGUCCUCUACAACGCCGAAACAGAUGUCCACUUCCCUCACUUGACCGUCGGCCAGACCCUCAAGUUCGCCGCCCUCGCCCGCACCCCUCACAACCGUAUCCCGGGCGUUUCCCGUGACCGCUACGCUGAGCACAUGCGUGAUGUCGUUAUGGCUAUGCUCGGUCUUUCGCACACCAUCAACACCAAGGUCGGUGACGACUUUGUCCGCGGUGUCUCCGGUGGUGAGCGCAAGCGUGUCUCUAUCGCUGAGGCCAUGCUCGGUGGUGCGCCAUUGCAGUGCUGGGAUAACUCCACCCGUGGUCUUGAUUCCGCUACUGCUUUGACAUUUAUCCGCAACUUGAAGCUCUUUGCCAAGACCACAAAGACGACCUCGCUCGUCUCGCUCUACCAGGCCUCGCAGGACGCCUACGAUGAGUUCGACAAGGUCAUCGUCCUCUACGAAGGUCGCCAGAUCUACUACGGCUCGACCAAGCUUGCCAAGCAGUUCUUCAUCGACAUGGGUUUCGAGUGCCCUGCUCGUCAGACCACUGGUGACUUCCUCACCUCGCUCACCAACCCUGGCGAGCGUAUCGCGCGUCCUGGAUUCGAGAACCGCGUCCCUCGUACGCCUGACGAGUUUGCCGCUCGCUUCAAAGAGAGCGACAUCUACAGAGCUUUGCGCCAGGAAAUGGACACUUUUGAGAACCAAUUCCCCGUCAACGGUCCCACCCUGCAGUCCUUCAUCGACUCCCGCAAGGCCAACCAGUCUGGCAACAUCUCAAUCAAGUCGCCCUACACCAUCUCGGUCGCCAUGCAGAUCAAACUUUGCGUCACUCGUGGCUUCCAACGUCUCAAUGGUGACUGGACUCUUUUCUUCACUACCUUGUUCUCUCAAAUUGUCUUGGCUCUUGUCGUUUCCUCGGUCUUUUAUAACCUGCCCUCCAAUACUGGCUCGUUCUAUUCCCGUGGUGCCUUGCUCUUCUUUGCUAUCUUGCUCAAUGCCUUCUCGUCUGCUCUCGAAAUUCUCUCGCUCUACGCCCAGCGUCCGAUCGUCGAAAAGCACACAAGAUAUGCAUUUUACCACCCGUUCACCGAAGCCGUUGGCUCCAUGCUUUGCGACAUGCCGCUCAAGAUCUUGGUCGCCAUCGGCUUCAACGUCACUCUCUACUUUAUGAGUAACCUGCGUCGCUCGGCUGGUCCCUUCUUCAUCUUCUUGCUCUUCUCCUUCUCGGUCGUCAUGGCAAUGUCUAUGAUUUUCAGAACCAUCGGUGCCUGCUCGCGCUCGAUUUCCCAGGCCAUGGCUCCAGCCGGUGUUUUGAUUCUCAUGCUCGUCAUCUACACCGGUUUCACCAUUCCCGUCAGGAACAUGCACGGAUGGGCUCGCUGGAUGAACUACCUCGACCCCAUCGCCUACGGCUUCGAGUCUCUCAUGAUCAACGAGUUCCGUCACCGCCAGUUCCCUUGCUCUUCUAUGAUUCCUUCCGGCCCUGGCUAUGAAGACGUUCCCGCCGACGCCCAGAUUUGCUCUGUCGUCGGCGCCGUCGCUGGCCGCGAUUACGUCGAGGGCAAUGACUACAUCGGUCAGAGUUUCAAGUACACCAACGGCCAUCUCUGGCGUAACCUUGGAAUCACCUGGGGUUUCGUCGUCUUCUUCUGUGGUAUCUAUCUUCUUUCUACCGAGUACAUCUCUGCCGCUCGCUCCAAGGGUGAGGUUCUCGUCUUCAAGCGUGGUCAGCUUCCUCCUGCCUUGGCUCAUCCUGAUGAUGUUGAGGCUGCCAACAUGCACGAGAAGCAGAAGCUUGAGUCCAGUUCUUCCUCUGAGCAGAUCAACAUCCAGAAGCAGACCGACAUUUUCUUCUGGAAGGAUGUUUGCUAUGAUAUCAAGAUCAAGAAAGAGCCCCGUCGUUUGCUCGACCAUGUUGAUGGUUUCGUCAAGCCCGGUACUUUGACCGCUCUUAUGGGAUCCUCUGGUGCGGGUAAAACCACACUUCUCGAUGUUUUGGCUUCUCGUGUCACUAUGGGUGUCGUUACCGGCGAAAUGCUUGUCAACGGCCACCAGCGUGACUCUUCGUUCCAGCGUAAGACCGGUUACGUCCAGCAGCAGGAUCUUCAUCUCUCGACCUCUACCGUCCGUGAGGCUCUGACUUUCUCUGCUCUUCUCCGCCAGCCAGCGUCUACUCCUCGUGCUGAGAAGAUCGCGUACGUCGACGACGUUAUCAAGAUUCUUGAGAUGGAGGCCUACGCUGAUGCCGUCGUCGGUGUCCCUGGUGAAGGUCUUAACGUCGAACAGCGCAAGCGUCUCACUAUCGGUGUCGAGCUUGCUGCUAAGCCCCAGCUCUUGCUCUUCCUCGACGAGCCCACUUCCGGUCUUGAUUCCCAAACUGCUUGGUCUAUCUGCUCACUUAUGCGCAAGCUUGCAAACAACGGUCAGGCUAUUCUUUGCACUAUCCAUCAGCCUUCUGCUAUUCUCUUCCAGGAGUUUGAUCGUCUUCUUUUCCUCACCCGUGGCGGUAAGACCGUUUACUUUGGAGAGAUCGGCGAGAACUCGCAUACUUUGACCUCUUACUUUGAGCGCAACGGUGCUCACAAGUGUCCUCCUCAGGCUAACCCUGCCGAGUGGAUGCUUGAAGUUGUUGGUGCCGCCCCCGGAUCUGUCGCUGUCAAGGAUUGGUUCGACGUCUGGUCCCACUCUCCAGAGCGCCAGGCCAUCCGCGACGAGAUCGACCAUAUGAAGACCGAACUCUCGCAGAUUCCAAAGUCUGAAGAUGAUACCGCGUCCCGCGAGUUCUCUGUCAACUUUGCCGAGCAGUUCAAUGCCGUCUUUGUUCGUGUCUGCCAGCAGUACUACCGCACUCCUUCUUAUCUAUGGUCUAAGAUGGGUCUCUCGACCGUCUCUGCGCUCUUCAUUGGUUUCUCGUUCUUCAAGGCUGGAACUUCGCUCCAGGGUCUUCAGGAUCAGAUGUUUUCGAUUUUCAUGCUCUACACCAUCUUUGGUAACAUUUGUGCCCAGCUGAUGCCCAACUUUGUCACCCAGCGUUCGCUGUACGAGGUUCGUGAGCGACCCUCAAAGACCUACUCGUGGCAGGCAUUCAUGCUCUCCAACAUCUGCGCUGAGAUCCCGUGGCAGACUAUCUGCGCUGUCACUAUGUACUUCUGCUGGUACUACCCCAUUGGUCUGUACGCCAAUGCUGUACCCACGGAUGCAGUGCACGAGCGUGGUGGACUCAUGUUUUUGCUCAUCUUUGUCUUCAUGAUUUUCACCUCCACUUUCGCUCACAUGGUUGUGGCCGGUAUCGACCUUGCGGAUACGGCCGCUAACUUGUCCAACUUGUGCUUCUCGCUCACGCUUAUCUUCUGCGGUGUCCUUGCUACUCCCGAGUCCAUGCCCGGUUUCUGGAUUUUCAUGUACCGCGUGUCGCCGUUCACUUAUCUCAUCGACGCUAUGUUGUCCGUUGCUGUCGCAAACACGGAUGUUGUCUGCGACUCCAUCGAGCUCAAGCACUUCAACCCUCCUUCCGGCCAGACCUGCGGUGACUACAUGCAGACCUACAUUGAUACAGCUGGUGGCAAGCUUUCCAACCCCAAUGCCACCACGGACUGUGAAUUCUGCACAAUUUCUUCGACCAAUACCUUCUUGGCCAGCGUCAACAGCUACUACCAUCACCGAUGGCGUAACUUCGGUCUCAUGUGGGCGUACGUCAUCUUCAACGUGUUCGGCGGUAUUGCGCUGUACUGGCUGAUGCGCGUGCCCAAGAAGUCGAUGAGAAAGAAGAAAGACGACUGAUUGAGUAAAUAUGGAAACAUAUCUUGUUUAUACUAUAUUUCCCUUUUAUUUUGCUUUUCAUUUUUAUUAUUUAUGGGUUUUUGUUCCUAAGCAUUAAAUUUGUUCCUAAGCAUUAAAUUAUAUGGCUACAUGACUUGGUGCACAGUCCGGUUUUAUCAUAUUAUAUAGAAGACAGAUGGAUACCUUUUAUUUUUUAUUAUCUCUUAGUUUUUGUUGUGUCAAAUAGUCACUCUUUACCCUUUUCUAUAUUAUAUGCGAUUAGCAUUCGCGUGUAAAUCACAAAGUAGGAUUCUGAGGUGUAGACUAGUUGACAAACUCCCAAUGGCGAUAACUAUGCGGUAACUGUCUCAGGGAGAAUACAAUCUUUCAUGAUUAACGUCAAUCCCUGUAGAUUCGCGCUUCAGUAGGGUUCCGCGCACUUUCAACCACAGUACUAUAGUUGAAAAUAGUGACGACUUAGUUAACAAUC
Myxozyma melibiosi is the source of this 4984-nucleotide messenger RNA. RefSeq names its product ABC-2 type transporter-domain-containing protein. Gene Ontology annotation, biological process: xenobiotic detoxification by transmembrane export across the plasma membrane. Gene Ontology annotation, cellular component: membrane. Bases 106 to 4515 code for a protein of 1469 amino acids. The record is from RefSeq and is a predicted model, not a curated record. The transcript has 4 exons. NCBI's taxonomy places the organism in Eukaryota, Fungi, Ascomycota, Lipomycetes, Lipomycetales, Lipomycetaceae. Gene Ontology annotation, molecular function: ATP binding; ABC-type transporter activity; ATP hydrolysis activity.